AACGGCCGCGCGCGGGGCACGCCGGGAGUUGUAGUCCGGCCCCACACGCAGUGCCGGCGGCGGUACCGGCAUGGCGGGGCUGGAGCUGGUGUCGGACGCGGGGUUCCGGGCGGACGGGCGGCGGCCGGACGAGCUGCGCAAGGUGCGGGCCCGGCUCGGGGUGCUGGCCCGGGCCGACGGCUCGGCCUACCUGGAGCAGGGCAACACCAAGGUGCUGGCGGCCGUGUACGGCCCGCACGAGGUUCGGGGGUCCCGAGCCAAGGCCCCCCUGGACCGGGCCCUGCUCAGUGUCCGCUGCAGCUCGGCCCCGUUCGCGGGGGGCGGCGAGCGGCGCCGGCGGCCGGCGCAGGGCGGGACCGACCGCAGAUCGGGGGAGCGAGCGCUGCUGCUGCGGGGCGUGCUGGAGGGAGCCGUGCUCAGCCAGCUCUACCCGCGCUCACAGAUCGACGUGCACGUCCAGGUUCUCCAGGCCGAUGGCGGUGAGCUCGGUGCCAGCGUGAGCGCGGCGGGGCUGGCGCUGCUGGACGCGGGCGUGGCGCUGCGCGGGGCCGUGGUGGCCGGGUCGGCCGGGCUGGCCGAGCCCCCGGCCGGGCCCCCGGUGGCCCUGAGUGACCUGAGCGCGGCCGAGGAGGCGGCCGGGGGCCCCAGGCUGGCCGUGGCCACGGUGGCGGGCAGCGGGCAGCUGGCCCUGUGCCAGCUCAGUGCCCGCCUGCACCAGGAGCGGCUGCGGCCCGUGCUGGACGCUGCCCAGGCCGCCUGCCAGGGGCUGCACGCCGUGCUGGACAGCGUGGUGAGGGCCAGGCUGCGCCAGGACACCGCCAUGGAGCACUGAGUGACAGCCAGGACACUGCCAUGGGGCACUGAGUGACCACCCCAGGACACCACCAUGGAGCACUGAGUGACCACCCCAGGGACACUGCCAUGGAGCACUGAGUGACCACAGUGACCGCCCCAGGACACUGCCAUGGAGCGCUGAGUGACCGCCCCAGGACACUGCCAUGGAGCACUGAGUGACCGCAGUGACCGCCCCAGGACACUGCCAUGGAGUGCUGAGUGACCACAGUGACCACCAGGACACUGCCAUGGAGCACUGAGUGACCACCCCAGGACACUGCCAUGGAGCACUGAGUGACCACAGUGACCGCCCCAGGACACUGCCAUGGAGCACUGAGUGACCGCAGUGACCGCCCCAGGACACUGCCAUGGAGCAGUGACCAGCACAGUGACCACCAUGGGGACAUUGCCAUGGCACAGUGACCAGAGUGACCAGCAGAGACACUGCCAUGGCACAGUGACUGACCACUGGGACACUAAGGGGACAUUGCCACCGAGCAGUGACUGCUGCAGAGACACCACCAUGGCACAGUGACCAUAGUGACCACUAUAGAACAGUCAUUGACCACAGUGACCACUGUGGGGACACCAGGACACUGCCAUGGAGCAGUCACUGACCAGAGUGACCACUGUGGGGACACCAGGACAGCACCGUGGAGCAGUCACUGACCAGAGUGACCACUGUGGGGACAUGGCUGUGGAACAGGGACUGCCAUGGCACAGUGACCACUGUGGGGACACCGUGGGGACACUGCCAUGGCCGAGUGACCUGGGGGACCCUGUGGUGACCAACUGACCCCUGGGGGCUGCAGCAUCACACCACUGCAGUGACCGGUCCUGGGGACACUGCAGUGACCAGUCCUGGGGACACUGGGGCUGUGACCCUGCAGUGACCAGUCCUGGGGACCCUGUAGUGACCAGUCCUGGGGACCCUGCAGUGACCCUGGAGUGACCAAUCCUGGGGAGACACUGGGGACACUGGAAUGACCCUGCAGUGACCAAUCCUGGGGACACUGGGGCUGUGACCCUGAAAUGACCAGUCCUGGGGACCCUGGAGUGACCAGUCCUGGGGACACUGGGGACACUGGGGCUGUGACCCUGCAGUGACCAGUCCUGGGGACACUGGGGCAGUGACCAAUCCUGGAGGGACACUGGGGACACUGGAGUGACCCUGCAGUGACCAGUCCUGGGGACCCUGCAGUGACCGGUCCUGGGGACACUGGAGUGACCAGUCCUGGGGACACUGGAGUGACCCUGCAGUGACCAGUCCUGGGGACACUGGAGUGACCCUGCAGUGACCAGUCCUGGGGACCCUGCAGUGACCAGUCCUGGGGACACUGAAGUGACCCUGCAGUGACCAAUCCUGGGGACCCUGGAGUGACCAGUCCUGGGGACCCUGGAGUGACCCUGGAGUGACCGGUCCUGGGGACACUGGGGCUGUGACCCUGAAAUGACCAGUCCUGGGGACACUGGAGUGACCGGCACUGGGGACCCUGCAGUGACCAGUCCUGGGGACCCUGGAGUGACCCUGCAGUGACCAAUCCUGGGGGGACACUGGUGACCCUGGCGUGUGACCCUGUGUGUUUGGGGUGUCACCAUGGCAAUAAACGGGGGUGUGUCACUGUC
Agelaius phoeniceus (red-winged blackbird) is the source of this 2460-nucleotide messenger RNA. The record is from RefSeq and is a predicted model, not a curated record. Lineage: Eukaryota; Metazoa; Chordata; Aves; Passeriformes; Icteridae.